Molecule: messenger RNA, 1105 nt
Organism: Cynocephalus volans (Philippine flying lemur)
Lineage: Eukaryota; Metazoa; Chordata; Mammalia; Dermoptera; Cynocephalidae
Gene: ADAT3
Product: adenosine deaminase tRNA specific 3
Exons: 2
Coding region: 64-1104 (346 amino acids)
Cellular component (GO): nucleus; cytoplasm
Molecular function (GO): tRNA-specific adenosine-34 deaminase activity
Source: RefSeq, a predicted model, not a curated record
GUUGCUAAGACUUGGCGAAGCGCGGCGCUCGUGCCCGUCUCCUUCAGUCAGAGCCUCGCGAGGAUGGAACCCACCACGGAGCAGCGAGGGCCUGAGGAGGCCAGGAGCCCGCAGCGAGCGCCAGCGCCAUGGCAAGCCCUCCCAGUCCUGUCUGAGCAGCAGUCCGGGGCCGUGGAGCUGGUGCCGGCCUAUGCUGCGCCGGUGCUCGACGCGCGCCAGACCUCGCGCCUGCUCAGGGAGGUGUCAGCCGUCCACCCACUGCCCGCCCAGCCACACCUCAAGCGGGUGCGGCCCCGCUGUGACACCAGCAGCCCGCGUGCGCUGGAGAUGCUGCUAUGCCUGGCGGGGCCGGCUGCGGGCACGCGCUCAUUGGCUGAGCUCCUCCCGCGGCCGGCUGUGGAUCCCCGUGGCCUGGGUCAACCCUUCCUGGUGCUCGUGCCCGCCCGGCCGCCCCUGACCAGGGGCCAGUUUGAGGAGGCUCGGGCCCAUUGGCCCACAUCCUUCCAUGAGGACAAGCAGGUGACCAGUGCCCUGGCCGGGCGGCUUUUCUCAGCACAGGAGCGGGCCGUGAUGCAGAGCCACAUGGAACAAGCCGUGCAGGCGGCGCAGCGGGCAGCAGCUCGGGGCCUGCGGGCUGUGGGAGCCGUGGUGGUGGAGCCGGCCUCAGGCCAUGUGCUGGCCACGGGCCACGACUGCCGCGGUGCAGCCAGCCCCCUGCUGCAUGCUGUCAUGGUGUGUGUGGACCUUGUGGCCCAGGGCCAGGGCCGGGGUGCCCAUGACCUCAGGCCCCACCCCACCUGCUCCUUUGCCGUGGCCCCCCAGGCCAUCUGGGCGGGCACUGUGCGCAAGCUGGACGAGGAUGAGGAUGGCCUCCCCUACGUGUGCACUGGCUACGACCUCUACGUCACUCGCGAGCCCUGUGCCAUGUGUGCCAUGGCCCUGGUGCAUUCCCGCAUCCAGCGCGUCUUCUAUGGGGCGCCCUCUCCUGAUGGUGCCCUGGGUACCCGCUUCCGCCUCCACGCCCGGCCCGACCUCAACCACCGCUUCCAGGUAUUCCGAGGCAUCCUCGAAGACCAGUGCCGUUGGCUGGACCCUGACACGUAGG